Molecule: messenger RNA, 2089 nt
Organism: Raphanus sativus (radish)
Lineage: Eukaryota; Viridiplantae; Streptophyta; Magnoliopsida; Brassicales; Brassicaceae
Exons: 3
Coding region: 581-1951 (456 amino acids)
Source: RefSeq, a predicted model, not a curated record
UUCUGAAACGUCAAGUUCUUGAUAUACUUGAUUGCUAGAGAAUAUUUUGAUUAGCAUCUGACUGUUUGAGUAACUAUAUUUGUUUCAUGGACAUCUACUUUGCUAAUCUUUUGACUUUUUAGCUACUUCUCGUUUUAGUUUUUCGUUAAACUUUGAAGUUCUAGGCUUUCAUUUUGAUACUUUACAGUUUGCACAAUAACAAACGUACGAAGUUCAUAGUAUUAGGGUUUUAUCUUCACUUGUAUUCAUGAUUUAUCAAGGUUUUGGAUUAAUUGAACUAGUGUUGACUUUUGGGAAAUUGAUAGUAUGAACUGGUCUAUGUUGUUCAUGAUAUCGAAACUUGUCUAAAAUCUUGGAACUUGGUUUUGGCAUUACUGUUCAUUUAAUGAUAGAAAUGAAAACAUGAGAGAUGGGUUCAGAGUAUUUGUUAUGACGCUUGGUUUUUCGGUUUCAGUUUUUGGAAACUGAAGGGGUUUUUCGGUUUAUUGGUUUGUGACUUUAUAAGUGCUGAGGAAGGCUCUGUGAUUUCUUAUUAUCCUUGAAAAGUUAUCUUUUGUCUUCUAUCUAAAUUUUGUUAGUAAUGGCUAAGAGUUCUAGGGAGACUAAGUUCACAUUGAAACUUGUCGUUGAUGAGGAGCGAAAGAAGGUUGUUUUCGCUGAGGCUUGCAGGGACUUUGUUGAUGUGCUCUUUAGUCUUCUGACACUGCCUAUGGGCACCAUUGUCAGAUUGCUUAAGAAUCAUCGAAAAUCUGAGCCUUUCCCUGUUGGUUGUUUUACCAAUCUCUAUAAAAGUGUAGUGGGUAUGGGGAUUGAUGAUUUUGAAACAGAAGCUUGUAAGCAGAUGCUCCUUCAUCCGAGGAGCUUGAGGGAUGUCGAGUGCAAAAGGCUUAAACUCAACUUACACCCUACUGAUGGUACCAAGUUGUUUGUCUGCAGUCCUUACGGCUGUGACAUGUGCAGUGGUUUUAGCACUUCUCGAUGUCGUUGUGGAAAGUUGAUGAACAAAGAGAUCCCGAUACCAAGAGCAGACGUUGUAGACAACAUAGAAGAUGGAGUAUUUGUUAGAGACAGGUCUUCAUACAUCAUAACUGACGACUUGAAAGUGUCAGUUCGGUCUACUGACCUUGUCUUGAGAAAGCUCAAAUCUGUAGGCUGUGGUGAUCUUCGCAAGGUUUCAGAAAGGCUCGUUGAAAUUGGUUUAGAUGAGGUCAUGACACUGCUGGAAUGUAUCUUCUCCUCAAAUGCUUCCUUGACGGACACUUUCCUCAACAAGCAAAGCCCAAAACGUGUGAUGAAGCCAUGCACUGCGCCAAGUCCGCAUAUGGUAAAAGAAAUAGAAGCUAGACCAGAAGAAGUAAUAACUUUCAGUGCCAUCGUGAGGAAACACGAUAUGAAGAUUUUAUAUGUCGAAUGUGGAGAAGACUUUGUUGACCUUCUUUUCACUUUUCUCGCUGUUCCGCUGGAAUCUGCUUUGGAAAUCUCUGGUGAAAACUUCAAUUUUGGGUGCAUUGAAAACCUGUUCAAAAGCUUCAAGGAGUUGAAUGCUUCAAAAAAUUCAAGAUCCAAAGCCGUGCUCCCCUAUUACUAUAGAUGGUCGAAGCAGUUGCUCAAUAUCAUCUGUGAGGAGACUCCGUUCUAUAACUCUAGUCUUUGUUGUGUGAUUGAUCCAAAAUCUCAUGGACGUGAUCAGUCAAAAAAAGGUAGCGGAUUCGUGAAGAGACACACAAAGUUUACGGUAUCAGAUGAUCUGAUCAUUCUACCAAUGAACUCAAGCUCCGCUCUUUGUUUUCUGAAGAAGUUGGAGAGUCCAACAGAUGAAAUACAGGUGCAAGAAAUAAGCAUCAGCAAAACACAGGCAGCAAGUUUGUUGAGAGCUUCCUUGAUGACAUCCUCUGCACUGAAGGCUGCGUUUUGGAACUCGACUUCUAAGAAACCCAAGCAAGAGACUUGAAGACUAUAUUCUCCGUCUUUUUACCAUCUCUGCGUGUCUUUUUUUUUUACAUUAUUUCCUUCGCUACUAUGGCUCUUAUCUCCUAAAUUCUAGAAACUACAUUAUUAAUCAAAAAAAUUAUGCUAUGUUUAUUUUACA